Molecule: messenger RNA, 3974 nt
Organism: Lingula anatina
Lineage: Eukaryota; Metazoa; Brachiopoda; Lingulata; Lingulida; Lingulidae
Source: RefSeq, a predicted model, not a curated record
AUAUAUCCUGUAAAGUGUCAUUGUUGCAAUUUUACUUUUGCGUAAUGUAAGCUUAUGCAGAUUAUUUACUGUUAACAGUAAUGAAGCAACAAACACAAAUGGGACUUUGCCAAAUGUUAAUAAUUAAAGCCAUUGUUUACAUAAACAUGUACUCCCUAAAAUUUGCCAGUGUUAUAUAUUAAUGAAUAUCCUCUAGUAUAAACAAAUAUAAGUAUAUCCUUGUCUCACUAAAUAUUGAAAUAUGUGUGGAUAAACUAAUGAAGGUGUGGUAAAAGUACCUCACCCAUAUUAUUUUUCAUGUAGGAAGCAAUAGAGAAGGCCUGCCAAAACGGAUCUGAGAUGCUCCCCAUCGAAGAGAGAGAUUGGGGUGAUGCUAAAAAACACAACUUAAUGGGCAUCCAUGAUGCUGUAAUGGACAAUGUUCGAAAAGAGUUAAAGAGGCUGCUCGAGUUUUUUGGAUAUGAUGAAGAUGAAAAAAAUUCGAAUGAUUCACUUUUCCUUGAAUUAAAUGAAAGAAUAGUUAUAAGGGACAAAAGCGAAAAUCAGAAGAAAGAUGCUAUUAUUGGUGGGGAACUGCACUUUUACCUUAGGGAGAAUCGAGAAAGGUCUCGUGUUUACUGUGAGAAAGUGUUUCAGACACUUUUUGAUGAGUUGAAAAUACGUCUGAACCCAAUACCAGAUGGCUACACAGAGAAAAUGCUGCAAGAAGAAGUAGAUGAGCUGAAAAAUUCUUACAAGAAACAAGCUAUAGGGCCUGCGAAGAUUGACGUACUAAAUGAGAGGCUACAGUCAUCAGAUAUGACUGGAUUCUUUCAAAUGUGCAAGGCAAUCCAAGGAUUUCAAAUGCAAAUCAAUGAGACAAAUAGAAAACACGAAGCAUUAAGUUUACAGAAUGAGAUACAGAAGCGUAAGCUGCAAGAGGUUGAAGAGGAAUCUGCUAGAGAGAGGGAAGAGCAUUCAAAGGCAUUACAGGACAUGGCGGAAAACAACCGGAUAGGUAUUGAAAAGAUGCUAAAUAUCCAGGAGGAGAACAGGUUGAAACAUGAAAGAAAAGUCAAAGAACUCUAUGAAGCUAAUCAUCAACGUAUAGCAGAAAUGACAAAGAGUGCCCAAAAAAAGGAUGAACAGAGGAUGGAAAUGCAUCAGCAAGAGAUGGCUAAGAGGCAGAAACAUUUUGAGGAUACCCUGGCUAAGGCCAAAAUGGAACUCCAGACUUCCCAAUCAGAAAACAGACGUCUUGAGGGUGAAGUAUGUUCUGAAAGACAAUAUUCUCAAAGACUGAGGGACCGUGGUUUUUUCUGGAGAUUAUUUAAUUGGGAUCCAGCUGAAUAGAAAAAUGAUUUUUGUGUAGAGAUUGGAAUUAAGGAUGACUUUUACAUUAAUGGCCACCAAGUAUGCUUUACCAUAAUUCUACCGGUAGCUCUUACCAAAUACAAAUUUCACAGUGGUUAAGUUCCCUAACGUAAGAGGUGUUCUGUAAUCCAGCACCAUCUCACAAUACUGCUUGUAGCAAGUGAAUAUAACCUCUAAACAGAUACUUAAGGGAGUGAUCCCAUAAACCUAUUGCACUAGCUGGAUCUAUCUAACUCUGGGAAAUCACUAAAUUGCAUUCAGUGUAAGCGGCUUAAAUUUCUGGCAUGCCUACUCAAGCUGCUAGGGGAUAAUUAAUAUUAGUCUCAUUAUAUCUAUCACUAUUAUAGUUACUCAAGGGGGCCUGCUGGAUAAUUACUCUCUGGUUCCUAAUUGCCAUAUGGUUUGGAAUAGUAGUACAGGGUGAAAAAUGCUCAAAAUUUAAUAAUAUAAUGGUCCAGAAUAAACAUGCAGGGUACGUGGAAAUUUUGUUUGAAAUUAAAUAACAGUAUGGGUCAUUGUGACGCUCUGAGUUUUGCACUAUCCAAACGUACAUUGAAAACAGUAACAUCUAAUCAAACAUUUUGACAGUUUUAUUGUAUAAGUUUUGAGACAAAAUAAUGAGAUUUACCUGUCAUGAACAACAAAGUCUGUCAAAUUACAAGUUAACUUAGACUUUUGAAGAUUCUUUUGUCUGUAGCUACUUAUAUUUGUCUGGUCUAACCAGCUAGUCUAAAACGGGGCCAUAGCGAUAGUCGGAAGGUUCAUUGGUCCGAAAGUUUACUAUAGAACCUUCGGACCAAUGAACCUUUGAUUAAAAAAUCGAUGAAAAUGUUACCACUUUUCGGACCAAUGAACCGUCGGACUAUCGAGACAUCCCUGUCUAAAACAGGAAAUUUUGAAGUGUGGUAGAGGCUGAAUACGGUAUUAUCCUGGAGUGAAGUGGUCAUUGAUUUAUAAGGUUUUAUAAAUUCAAGCCUUAAGUUUUUUAAAGACAUGAUUGUGUAGAUGGUGAUUAACCAUGGUGACUUGAAUACACCAGUAUAUUAUAAGACUAAAAAGAAAUCAAGUUAUUAUUUUACACUAUCAACUUCUGUACAUGUAGCUUGAUAUAGGCUACUUUGGUUAUACUACAGGCCCAUAGCCAGGGGGAGAAGGCCUCUUUUUUGUCGGGAAAAGGUCUUCUCUGAGUAAAAUUUUAUCUGGGUACAUGACGGUUUCAUGGUAAAAAGGUUCACUUUUCAGAAAAAGAACCCCCCUUUUGAAAUUGCUGGCUAUGGGCCUGAGUUCAAUGUACAUUAAUAAAUAAUAGAAAAAAAUAUUGCUAUUAUACUCCAGUGUUUUGGCAUUAAAAGGACAAUAAACUUAUAUAACAUUGCAGAGAUAGACAAGUUAAAUGCUACCAUUUUCUUGCCUUAUCACCAGUUUACAAAUGCAUGAUAUUCACAGGGGCCGAACCAGAGAUAUUUACUGACAGUCUUCCAAGUUAUCUUAAAGUUUGUUGACUCAUCUUCCAUCUUUGACCGUAUUCCAACAGCAAAAAUUAGAUACCCGAUAAUGUAAACUUGAAAUCUGACCGUCUUCCAGAAGACCCAGAAGAUGGUCUCAAUCCACCCCUGUGUCCAGCCAUAAUUUGGACAGCCAUUAGCCCCAGUAGAUGGCUGAAUGACUUUUAAAACUUUUGGGUUGGUUGGUUGGAUUUGCUUGAGUUUAACUCCCUGUAAAUCAAUGACCAAUUUAAAAAAAUCAUAUUUUGGACCCCCUCGUACCCCACAUCCUUGGGAAACCCUGAUUGAUAGAAUAUUGUAUUUUAUUAGAUUGGCAGAAUAAAUAUAUAUUGAAUGAACAAGGAAUACAGAUGAUAUAUAUUUACAGAAGAGUAAAAUAGACCAGUGCUCACUUGCUCAAGAGAAUUGCUAUAUGCAUUCACAUGAAAAAAAAUGUGAUGGUUUAAAAUAUGCAGUAGGAUAGCAAAACGGGUAUAUAAAUACUAUGAUUGACCAAUAAAUUAACACCAUAAAUCCAUAAUUAAUAUCAGCUUUAUUGACUGUGUUCAGUGGUAUAUAUUUAUUCUUUUUUGUGUGUUUCCUUUGUGAUUUUUCUUAAUUGUGUUAUCUAUAUUUGUGAUAGACUAUAACAGGUCUUAAUUUGUAUCUACAAGUACUUUAUAUGUAAUUUUAUGUUUAUAAGAAACGUGCUAAGAAAUUAAGCAUUGUUAAUAAGCUCAGCUCGACGACCCUUGGACGCUGGUGGUACAGGACGUGCCUUCAAGUAUUGUCAAAAUUUACAAAAACUAAAAUCUUAAAUGCAUGUACUGGAAAUAAUUUAUUUUGGUAAUCUGAUGAUACAGAUAUGAUUGUUAACUCUUUCCAUGUAAACCAGAUUUUGUACUGAUGAAUGUGAUAAGGUUGUUCAAUCAAUUUUAAGUAAUUGCUGACUGAAUUAAAGCCACUUGUCAUGUUUAGCAUCCUUAUGCGACACAUACUUUGCUUCUGGAUAUAAUUUUUUUAAUUAUGCAUAUUUUACAACUUCUGCAGUUAAGGUUGAUGAGUGAUAUUUACAUACAUGUUAUUGUUUAUCUUUACAUGUAACUGGGAUUGAUUGAUGUUUUAGAAUAUAUUCUG